Messenger RNA from Pteropus alecto (black flying fox), 4839 nucleotides. It is a transcript of the gene RABGAP1, whose product is annotated as RAB GTPase activating protein 1. Lineage: Eukaryota; Metazoa; Chordata; Mammalia; Chiroptera; Pteropodidae. Bases 51 to 3260 code for a protein of 1069 amino acids. The transcript has 25 exons. The record is from RefSeq and is a predicted model, not a curated record.
GCAUUUUAAAAAUAUUUAAUCAUUCAUGAGUUGAGUUUCAUUCUUGAGUCAUGGAUGACAAGGCUUCUGUUGGAAAAAUCAGUGUCUCCUCAGACUCGGUAUCCACUCUUAAUAGUGAAGAUUUUGUCUUGGUUUCCAGGCAAGGAGAUGAGACACCGUCUACAAAUAAUGGAAGUGACGAUGAGAAAACAGGACUCAAGAUUAUAGGGAAUGGAAGUGAGCAGCAGCUGCAAAAAGAGCUGGCAGAUGUGCUGAUGGAUCCGCCUAUGGACGACCAGCCAGGGGACAAGGAGCUUGUGGAAAGGUCGCAACUGGAUGGAGAAGGAGAUGGGCCUCUUUCUAAUCAGCUCUCAGCUUCAUCCACCAUUAACCCCGUGCCAUUAGUAGGGCUCCAAAAACCAGAGAUGAGCCUGCCGGUGAAACCUGGACAAGGAGAUUCUGAAGGGUCAAGUCCUUUCACACCAGUGGCUGAUGAGGACAGUGUAGUUUUCAGCAAACUAACUUAUUUAGGCUGUGCCUCAGUCAAUGCUCCCCGGAGUGAAGUGGAAGCCUUAAGGAUGAUGUCCAUCUUAAGAAGCCAGUGUCAGAUAUCACUAGAUGUCACCCUGUCAGUGCCGAAUGUCUCCGAAGGAACCGUGAGACUCUUAGAUCCUCAGACAAAUACUGAAAUAGCAAACUACCCUAUUUACAAGAUCCUCUUCUGUGUCAGAGGGCACGACGGAACUCCUGAGAGUGACUGUUUUGCCUUCACUGAAAGUCAUUACAAUGCAGAGCUCUUCAGGAUACAUGUCUUCCGGUGUGAAAUACAAGAAGCUGUAAGCCGGAUACUUUACAGCUUUGCCACUGCCUUCCGCCGUUCCGCCAAGCAGACCCCACUUUCAGCUACAGCUGCACCCCAGACUCCUGACAGUGACAUCUUUACCUUCUCUGUGUCUUUAGAAAUAAAAGAAGAUGAUGGUAAAGGUUAUUUUAGUGCGGUGCCUAAAGAUAAGGACAGACAAUGCUUCAAACUACGUCAAGGAAUUGAUAAGAAGAUUGUCAUCAAUGUGCAACAAACAACUAAUAAAGAACUUGCCAUUGAAAGGUGUUUUGGUCUUCUCCUUAGCCCAGGAAAAGAUGUACGAAAUAGUGAUAUGCAUUUGUUAGAUUUGGAAUCUAUGGGCAAAAGUUCAGAUGGAAAGUCUUAUGUUAUCACUGGGAGCUGGAAUCCAAAAUCCCCACAUUUUCAAGUUGUAAAUGAAGAAACUCCUAAAGAUAAAGUGCUGUUUAUGACCACAGCUGUUGAUUUGGUCAUAACAGAAGUACAGGAGCCUGUUCGAUUUCUCCUAGAAACAAAAGUCCGAGUUUGCUCACCUAAUGAAAGAUUAUUCUGGCCCUUCAGCAAACGUAGUACUACUGAAAAUUUCUUUUUGAAAUUAAAACAGAUAAAGCAGAAGGAGAGAAAGAGCAAUACCGACACUUUGUAUGAAGUCGUAUGCUUGGAAAGUGAAUCAGAAAGAGAGAGGAGGAAGACGACAGCCAGUCCCUCAAUUCGCCUGCCACAGUCUGGAUCUCAGAGUUCAAUGAUACCUUCUCCUCCAGAAGAUGAUGAAGAGGAAGAUAACGAUGAACCUCUCUUGAGUGGAUCUGGUGAUGUAUCCAAAGAAUGUGCAGAAAAAAUUCUUGAAACAUGGGGAGAACUGCUGUCAAAAUGGCAUCUCAAUCUGAGUGUGAGACCAAAGCAGUUGUCACCCUUGGUGAGAAGCGGUGUUCCCGAAGCUCUUCGCGGUGAAGUCUGGCAGCUGCUCGCAGGUUGUCACAACAACGACCACCUGGUGGAAAAAUACCGCAUUCUCAUCACAAAGGAGUCUCCCCAGGACAGUGCUAUCACCCGAGAUAUUAACCGGACAUUUCCAGCCCAUGACUACUUUAAGGAUACCGGAGGAGAUGGACAAGAUUCCUUAUAUAAAAUAUGCAAGGCUUAUUCUGUGUAUGAUGAAGAGAUUGGCUAUUGCCAGGGCCAGUCAUUUCUCGCUGCUGUUCUGCUUCUCCAUAUGCCCGAAGAACAGGCAUUCAGUGUUCUGGUAAAGAUCAUGUUUGACUAUGGUCUCAGGGAACUUUUCAAGCAAAACUUUGAAGAUUUGCAUUGCAAAUUUUACCAGUUGGAGCGCCUUAUGCAGGAAUACAUUCCCGACCUGUACAACCACUUCCUGGAUAUAAGCCUUGAAGCACACAUGUAUGCCUCCCAGUGGUUUCUUACGCUUUUCACCGCAAAAUUCCCUCUCUACAUGGUCUUCCAUAUCAUUGACCUGCUCUUAUGUGAGGGAAUAAGUGUUAUUUUUAAUGUCGCCCUCGGAUUAUUAAAGACUUCCAAGGAUGACUUGCUAUUGACAGACUUUGAAGGUGCCUUGAAGUUCUUCAGGGUUCAGCUUCCUAAGAGAUAUCGCUCAGAAGAAAAUGCAAAAAAGCUAAUGGAAUUAGCUUGCAACAUGAAGAUUAGUCAGAAGAAGUUGAAGAAAUAUGAAAAAGAGUAUCACACCAUGAGGGAACAGCAGGCCCAGCAAGAAGACCCCAUCGAACGAUUCGAGCGGGAGAAUAGGCGUCUCCAGGAAGCUAACAUGAGAUUGGAACAGGAAAAUGAUGACUUAGCCCAUGAGCUGGUGACCAGCAAGAUCGCACUGCGAAAGGACCUGGAUAAUGCCGAGGAAAAGGCAGAUGCCCUGAAUAAGGAGCUGCUUAUGACCAAGCAGAAGCUGAUCGAUGCAGAAGAAGAGAAGAGGCGGCUGGAAGAAGAGUCAGCUCAGUUAAAAGAAAUGUGUCGGCGGGAACUCGACAAGGCAGAAUCUGAGAUUAAAAAAAACAGUUCUAUCAUCGGUGACUACAAGCAGAUUUGUUCUCAGUUGAGUGAAAGACUGGAGAAGCAGCAGACAGCUAAUAAAGUGGAAAUUGAGAAAAUUCGGCAAAAAGUGGAUGACUGUGAGCGCUGCCGGGAAUUUUUCAACAAGGAAGGGCGUGUAAAGGGCAUCAGCGCAGCUAAGGAAGUUUUAGAUGAGGACACAGACGAAGAGAAGGAGACGCUCAAGAACCAGCUGAGGGAGAUGGAACUAGAACUGGCGCAGACCAAGCUGCAGUUGGUGGAAGCCGAGUGUAAGAUCCAGGACUUAGAGCACCAUUUGGGCCUUGCCCUAAACGAGGUGCAGGCAGCCAAGAAGACAUGGUUUAACCGAACGCUGAGCUCCAUCAAGACGGCGACCGGGGUCCAAGGCAAAGAGACUUGCUGAGAGCACUGCUGCCUCCGGACACCUUCUGAGAACACGACACCUUUUGUUGCCUUCUUUGGCCAGAUGUGUGAUUCUGUGACAUGUCCCAGGACCAGACUGUACCCAAGUCAGUUUCAUAGAAGCAUAUUGGUAGGUCGUUGGACCAGAGCUCAUGAAGCAGGCAGCCUCUGGGUAAGGCCCCCCUCACUACUGACACUAACAGGCUUGCUAGCCCAACAGCCGUUCCGGAUGUGCUCCAGUCGCCCCUCGGGUGACCUCCAGGCCUCUUCCCAGUGUAGGUCAGCACCUCACCCGGCCCACAGGCCGAGCUGACAGAGUUGGGGGAUCCUUUCAGGCUGUUGUUUUUUUCUAAACCUUUAAUCUUUUUUUUUUUUAAUAUACAUAUUAUAUAUAUUGGGGUGUGGGCGGGGAAGGGGAUAAGUAACUGAAAUAAUUCUUAUCUGCUUCAGUGCCAGCAGAGGGUCCUCCAGGUAGAUAUGGAGAAGCACUUUGUUUUAAAUAGGAGGGUUUCAUGGUUGUAGUUGAAGCCACCUAGUUUUGUUAAACUAUAUGAUGCACAGGUUUUUGGUUUGGCAUUAUUCACGUUUUUGAUCAAUUCUAUGCAACUCUCAUAGUCCUGUUGUUUUUUUAGUGUUAGCUGCCAAAGUGACUUCCAGUGCUGGAGUGUGUGAGCUGACUGACUGUGAGGCUGGAUUAAUCACAAUGUGGACAAAUCCUAUUUUGCUCAAUGUGUCGUGUGUGUGUGUGUAUAUAUAUAUAUAAAUAUCUCUCCCCGUGCCCCCGAUGACAGUGUUUAAAUCUCAGACUAGGACUGAUCUGCACAACUUAAUUAUAUGGUUAUUGGGCACUUAAUUUCACUCAAGGUUGGUUGGGUUCUGCUCUCCUCCCUGCUGUUAACGUCCAGACUCCCGGGGUUUCACACAACAGGUUGUAUAAGUGAGACAGACACUGAGCUGUGUACGUGUUUGUGUAAAUGUGAGUAUGUGUAGGACACACAUGCCGAGAGGCCCCCGUCCUGCUGGCCUGUGUCCCUGCCUGCCUGGGCCCUCCUUGGAGUGUGGCUGGGUUGUAAACCUUGCUGUUCAGAUGGGCUGCAAGUUCUCACUUCAAAACUACGUUAUGGAAGUUUUAACACCUUUAAAAAAUAACUUCAGCUGUUCAUUUACACGGCGAGGUGCUGACAGGCCAUCUCAGAGAUGAUUCCGUCUUUCUGUGUGUGGUGUGGAGGUGGCUGCUUACAAGAGGCACUGGUUUGUAUGUAGAGACACUUGGUUGUUUUGUAUCUCUCCUCCCCUGGGCUGUGCUGACUGACAGUUGCCGAGGCCACCUGUGAUGAGGGAGGUAACGAGUGGCAGUCCCCUACCCCGCAGCUGUCCCCUCCACCACGCGGUGUCUUUCUUGUUCAGUUACCAGAACAGCUGUAAGCCCAUCUAAAACGAGGCGCGUGGACAUUGUGCUAGGGUAGUUCCAGUGUGUUAACGCUAUGAACUGAAAUAUAAACCAGUAAAGUUGUAUUACUAUCUCUUCUGUUGGUUUUAUUUUAACAGCAUAUUCAUUAAAUAUUUUGGUACAAACAGCA